This is a messenger RNA of Staurois parvus, 336 nucleotides long. NCBI's taxonomy places the organism in Eukaryota, Metazoa, Chordata, Amphibia, Anura, Ranidae. The record is from the annotation of a GenBank genome assembly.
AUGUCUGGAGAUUUGUUAUACAGCAGUCACAAUUCCGAAAAAUGCUGGCUGACCUACUGGAUAAAGAAAAGAAAAUUCUCCUUUGUUGGAUGCCUACUACAAGCCUACUUCCUGCAUGCUCUUGGAGCUGCAGAAUGUUACAUCCUUACCAUAAUGGCCUAUGAUCGGUAUUUGGCCAUCUGUAAACCAUUACAAUACUCAUCUAUUAUGGUGACUAGGCUUUAUGUCAGCUUAGUUGUUGCUUGUGUAAUUGGUGGAUUUAUCAGCCCUGUUAUGGAAGCUAUAUUAAUUAUCUCUCUUCUUCCUUAUUGCGGUCCCCAAAUCAUAUUUGAGUAA